GGGCGUCUUCCCUCCCAGGAAAGAGACGUGCACUCAGGCUUGAUGGGGCCGCUUCUGAUCUGUCGCGCUAACACGCUGAACCCUGCCCACGGGAGACAAGUGACGGUGCAGGAAUUUGCUCUGUUUUUCACUAUUUUUGAUGAGACCAAGAGCUGGUACUUCACUGAAAACGUGGAAAGGAACUGCAGGGCUCCCUGCAACAUCCAAAUGGAGGACCCCACCUUUAAAGAAAAGUAUCGCUUCCACGGAAUCAAUGGCUAUGUGAUGGACACUCUGCCCGGCUUGGUAAUGGCUCAGGAUGAAAGGACCCGCUGGUACCUGCUCAGCAUGGGCAGCAAUGAAAACAUCCAUUCUGUUCAUUUCAGCGGACACGUGUUCACUGUACGGAAAAAAGAAGAGUAUAAAAUGGCAGUCUACAACCUCUACCCAGGUGUUUUUGAGACCGUGGAAAUGCUACCAUCCAAAGCUGGAGUCUGGCGAGUAGAGUGCCUCAUUGGGGAACACCUGCAGGCUGGGAUGAGCACGCUUUUUCUGGUGUACAGCAAGAAGUGUCAGACUCCACUGGGAAUGGCUUCCGGACGCAUCAGAGAUUUUCAGAUUACAGCUUCAGGACAAUAUGGACAGUGGGCCCCAAAGCUGGCCAGACUUCAUUAUUCCGGAUCGGUCAAUGCCUGGAGCACCAAGGAUCCCUUUUCCUGGAUCAAGGUGGACCUGUUGGCACCAAUGAUUAUACACAGCAUCCUGACCCAGGGUGCCCGUCAGAAGUUCUCCAGCCUCUACAUCUCCCAGUUUAUCAUCAUGUAUAGUCUUGAUGGAAAGAAGUGGCAGAGUUAUCGAGGGAAUUCCACUGGGACCUUAAUGGUCUUCUUUGGCAACGUGGACUCAUCUGGGAUAAAACACAAUGUUUUUAACCCUCCAAUUAUUGCUCGGUACAUCCGUUUGCACCCAACACACUACAGUAUCCGCAGUACUCUUCGCAUGGAGUUGAUGGGCUGUGAUUUAAACAGUUGCAGCAUCCCACUGGGAAUGGAGAAUAAAGCAAUAUCAGAUGCACAGAUUACUGCCUCAUCCUACUUAAACAAUAUGUUUGCCACCUGGUCUCCUUCACAAGCCCGACUUCACCUCCAGGGGAGGACUAAUGCCUGGAGACCCCAGGUGAAUAACCCAGAAGAGUGGCUGCAAGUGGACUUCCAGAAGACAAUGAAAGUUACAGGAAUAGCCACCCAGGGAGUGAAAUCUCUCCUUACCAGCAUGUAUGUGAAGGAGUUCCUCAUCUCCAGUAGUCAAGAUGGCCAGAACUGGACUCUGUUUCUUCAGAAUGGCAAAGUAAAGGUUUUUCAGGGAAAUCAAGACUCCUCCACACCCGUGGUGAACUCUCUAGACCCACCGCUACUGACUCGCUACCUUAGAAUUCACCCGCAGAGCUGGGGGCACCAGAUCGCCCUGAGGCUGGAGGUUCUGGGCUGCGAGGCACAGCAGUUGUACUGGCAUGAUGGGAAAUAA
Pteropus alecto (black flying fox) is the source of this 1503-nucleotide messenger RNA. Its product is annotated as coagulation factor VIII-like. The record is from RefSeq and is a predicted model, not a curated record. Gene Ontology annotation, molecular function: copper ion binding; oxidoreductase activity. Bases 43 to 1503 code for a protein of 486 amino acids. NCBI's taxonomy places the organism in Eukaryota, Metazoa, Chordata, Mammalia, Chiroptera, Pteropodidae. The transcript is spliced from 10 exons.